CUCCACGAACUUGAAAUAAGAACAAAAAAAUGAGCAGGCCAUCAUUCAGCUUUUGAACACAGUAGGUGUAACAAUGCUUAACCCGUGGCUAAUGGUUCUAUCAUUUGCAGUAGGCUAUGUUACAACGCAUAACUCUACAUGGGACAAGUCUUGUUUUGAGCUGAAAACGAGCAAAAGAGCUGACGAUUGCUGCGAUAUUCCCGGAUCGUUCGACGAAGCGCUGCUAAAACGAUGCUACGAUGAACAGAAAGCCUUGAAGAAUGAACAAGAAGCUAUUAAGUGUAUAGCGGAGUGUGUGGCUCGAGAACUGGGUGCCUACAAAAAUCACACUUUGAUUAGGGAAAAUUCCCGGCUGGUGUUCGAGAGCACAAUAGGAAGCGAUCCCAACUUUAGACCUGUCCUAGGAGACGUCUUCGAAAAAUGCUUAAAUCGGAUCACUGCAAUCGAGGCACAGGAAACCUACAAAAAUGCCACGUGCCACUUUGCGCCUGCUUUUAUGCUAGACUGUGUGGAGUCGGGUCUGUUCGAGAACUGUCCUGUCAGUAUAUGGAACGAAGGAGUCGGUUGCGAUGAACUUAAGGAAAAACUGGAACAAGGAUGUCCGUUCUUCGCUAUAUCUGAAACUCUUUAAGGUAGAUUUGCGAGAGCUAUGUAUACGAAGUAAUAUAGCUAUACGAACAGAGUAUACGAAAUAAUUUUCAUAAAAUACACCAAUGACA
Messenger RNA from Aedes aegypti (yellow fever mosquito), 719 nucleotides. RefSeq names its product general odorant-binding protein 67. NCBI's taxonomy places the organism in Eukaryota, Metazoa, Arthropoda, Insecta, Diptera, Culicidae. The record is from RefSeq and is a predicted model, not a curated record. The transcript is spliced from 4 exons. Gene Ontology annotation, molecular function: odorant binding. Bases 74 to 631 code for a protein of 185 amino acids.